Molecule: messenger RNA, 3229 nt
Organism: Limanda limanda (common dab)
Lineage: Eukaryota; Metazoa; Chordata; Actinopteri; Pleuronectiformes; Pleuronectidae
Gene: slc4a2a
Product: solute carrier family 4 member 2a
Exons: 20
Coding region: 1-3225 (1074 amino acids)
Biological process (GO): bicarbonate transport; regulation of intracellular pH; monoatomic anion transport
Cellular component (GO): plasma membrane; basolateral plasma membrane; apical plasma membrane
Molecular function (GO): monoatomic anion transmembrane transporter activity; solute:inorganic anion antiporter activity
Source: RefSeq, a predicted model, not a curated record
AUGAGCCAUCAUCCGGAGUCUGCGGCGCCCGGCGAGGCCCUCGGCCAAUCAGCAUCUCUGUCUCCUGCGCCGCGUUACCAUGGUGAUGAAGAAGAGGAGGACCUGAACAAAGUAUUCGAUGUUGAGGGUUUUCCGCAGAUCUUUGGUUCUGCAGCGUUCAGUCCGCCAGACAAACACCGAGUCUAUGACGAGCAGGACUUUGAAGAUCACCGCCACUGUUCUCUCCAGGUCCAGCCUCCUCUGUCCAAACCCCCCCCUGACAUCAAGAGGAAGAGGACCAAUGAGGGCAGGAGGGAUGGGAGGAGAGGCUCCGCCCCCAGCGCCGCGACCACCAUAGAAGAAGACCAGGAGGAGGAGUCCUGCCGUCAGACCACGGACGACUCUGACGAGGCUGGAGCGUUGACGUCGGUCGACUUGGACGGAAUCAAGAGUCACCGAUUGGACGAUGUUCCGGCCGUGCGGCGCCACCUGCUGAGGCGGAGCUGCAGAGGACCGGUCGUCCACAUCAGCAAAGAUCAGGUCGUGGGUCAGAUCCAGAUCCGACCGGACCGGACGCCUCACGAGGUGUUUGUGGAGCUGAACGAGCUGAUGAUUGACAGGAACCUGCAGCUGCAGUGGCGGGAGACGGCUCGGUGGAUCCGAUUGGAGGAGGAGCUGGAGGAGGAGACUGAGCGCUGGGGGCGGCCUCACGUCGCCUCUCUCUCUUUCCGCUCGCUGCUCGAGCUCCGGAGAACCCUCUCCCACGGGGCGGUGCUUCUGGACCUGAAGCAGAGGACGCUGCCGGACAUCGCCCAGCAGGUGGCGACGCAGAUGGUGAUCUCCGAUCAGAUCAAAGCUGAGGAUCGGACCAGCGUCCUGAGAGCUCUGCUGCUCCCACACAGUCACCCCAGUGAUGAGAAAGAUCACAGCUCGUUCAGCAGGAACAUCUCUGCAGCCAACAUGGCCGCCCUGAUUGACAAACACAACGGCCAAUCAGAGCUCCCACAAAACCUGACCAAUCACAAAGAGGCUGAGCCAGAGAAGACCAAGAGAGAAGCCCCGCCCCUCUGUCAGCCCAGAUCCAAACAUGAAGCAAAGCUGAUGGAGAAGAUCCCAGAGAGAGCUGAGGCCACCGUGGUUCUCGUCGGCAGCGUGAGCUUCCUGGACCAGCCCUCCAUGGUGUUUGUGCGGCUGCAGGAGGCGGUCCUGCUGGAGUCUGUCCUGGAAGUCCCCGUCCCUGUGAGGUUCCUGUUCUUGCUGCUGGGCCCCCCCGUCGCCAACGUGGACUAUCACCAGAUGGGACGCUCCAUCUCCACCCUGAUGUCAGACAAGCACUUCCAUGAGGCAGCGUACCAGGCUGACGACCGCCAGGACCUGCUGACGGCCAUCAACCGCUUCCUGGACUGCAGCGUGGUGCUGCCGCCCUCGGAGGUGGACGGGGACCAGCUGCUGCACUCGGUCGCUCGCUUCCAAAGAGAAAUGCUCCAGAAGAGGGAGGAGGAGCAGGGCAGCAAACUGCAGGAGAAACCCUCGAGUCCUCAGCAGCAUGAAGACUCGCUGGUUCCUUCCAAACCCGGCGACGAGCCCCUGCGGCGGUCGGGCCGUCUGUUCGGAGGUCUGAUCCAGGACGUGGCUCGCCGCUACCCUCAGUACCUCAGUGACCUCAGAGACGCUCUGAACCCUCAGUGCAUGGCCGCCAUCAUCUUCAUCUACUUCGCUGCCCUGUCGCCUGCCAUCACCUUCGGGGGGCUGCUGGGUGAGAAAACAGAGGGUCUGAUGGGCGUGUCGGAGCUGAUUGUUGCCACGGCGAUGCAGGGCAUCGUGUUCAGCGUGUUGGGGGCUCAGCCGCUGCUGGUGAUCGGCUUCUCUGGACCGCUGCUGGUGUUUGAAGAGGCCUUCUACACUUUUUGUAAAAGCAAUGGGAUCGAGUACUUGACGGGCCGGGUGUGGAUCGGGUUCUGGCUGGUGCUGCUGGUUCUCCUCACUGUGGCCUUCGAGGGAAGCAUCCUGGUUCGCUUUGUCUCCCGCUUCACUCAGGAGAUUUUCUCCUUCCUCAUUUCCCUCAUUUUCAUCUACGAGACCUUCGCCAAAACAGUCAAGAUCUUUCAGGAGCAUCCUCUCAAAAACUGUUACCAUGGAAACAACACAGUAUCUCCAUUUCUCUGCAACUUUACAACUGUUGCUGGGAAUCCUGGGAAGGUUGUUGGAGAGCCCAACACUGCCCUGCUGUCGUUACUGCUCAUGGCCGGAACGUAUUUCAUCGCUUUCUUCCUCCGCAAGUUCAAGAACAGCUCCUUCUUCCCCGGCAGGCUCCGUCGGAUCAUCGGAGACUUUGGGGUCCCGAUUGCUAUCCUCAUCAUGGUGCUGGUGGACUACAGUGCGGAGGACACCUACACACAGAAACUCAAUGUGCCCAGUGGAUUCUCUGUCUCCAGUCCAGAGAAGCGUGGUUGGAUGAUUUCUCCUUUGGGAUCGGACGGGCAGUUCCCCAUCUGGAUGAUGGGCGCAAGCAUUCUGCCGGCCAUCCUCGUCUUCAUCCUCAUCUUCAUGGAGUCCCAGAUCACAGCACUGAUAGUCAGUAAGAAGGAGAGGAUGCUGGUGAAGGGAACUGGUUUCCACCUGGACCUCCUCAUCAUCGUGGCGGUGGGUGGAGUCUCAGCUCUGUUUGGUUUGCCUUGGCUGUCAGCUGCAACAGUUCGGUCCGUCACCCACACCAACGCCCUCACCGUGAUGAGCAAAGCUGUCGCCCCUGGCGACAAGCCCCGGAUCCAGGAGGUGAAGGAGCAGCGGGUGACUGGCUUCCUGGUGGCCGUGUUAGUGGGUCUGUCCAUCGUGAUCGGAGAGGUUCUGCGUCAGAUCCCUCUCGCCGUGCUGUUUGGGAUCUUCCUCUACAUGGGUGUGAUGUCCCUGAACGGGAUCCAGCUCACCGAGAGGCUCAUCCUGCUGCUGAUGCCCUCAAAGUACCACCCGGACCAAAGCUACGUCCGCAAGGUACGGACGUUAAGAAUGCACAUGUUCACUAUUGUCCAGCUGACCUGUCUGUCCCUGCUGUGGGUCGUCAUGGCGACGGCAGCAGCACUAGCCUUCCCCUUCGUGUUGCUGCUGACGAUCCCGGUGAGGAUGCUGCUGCUGCCUCGGCUCUUCACCCGCAGGGAGCUGCAGAGCCUGGACGCUGACGACAUGGAGUCGCCCCUGGAGGAGAAGGACGGGCAGGACGAGUACUCACAGCUGCAGAUGCCCGUGUGACCCG